AUGUCUGAACUCAGCGUCUACGACAACGACCCAACCAUAUACCUCUUCACCUCGCUAACUGCUGGCUCCUCGCACAUCAUCACUGCCACCUCGCGAAUCGAGACAAUCCUGAAGGCGAACAAGAUCCCGUUUAAAGGGGUAGACACUGCGACGGAUGAGCUUGCCCGGAAGCUGUUCCAGCGGAGAGCAAGUGGCAAGAAGCUGCCCCUGAUCGUGAAGGAGGGAUAUGUUCUAGGCGGUAUCACCGAAAUCGAAGAAUGGAACGAAUACGACGAGAUCAGAGAGGCCCUAGGUGUCACCUCUGCCUUUACCCCUUUUCCCGCGAAACCUGGGCCCCCGCCCAUGGCAGCACCAGUCUCCGCCGCGUCCGCAUCGUCCAAGGGCGCAUCCAAGAAGGAGGAUGUCCCGCUCCUUAGCCCGGAAACGAAUCUUGCGCUCCGUCAGCUGGGUGCCGAGGCCGCAAAGAAGGCCGCGUCGUUGAAGCCUACUCCUGGCAACAUCAAGACGACGAAUCCAUUGCUGGCCGAGAAGACGAAUACCCCGACUUCAGCUUCAUCCAUGAAGAGCCCUAUCAAGGAGGAACUCGCUGGUAUUCUCUCGCCCAGGUCCGUUCCGCUUCCCGAUACGCCCAAGGCUGCGACGCCGACUACACCGAGUGCGACCAAGGAUUCCAAGGCUGUUGAGUCGGCAAAGGCGGACGAAAAGGUAGCUGAAAAGACAGAUGAAAAGGUAGUUGAGAAGGUAGACGAAAAGUCAGACGAUAAGGCAGAGGUGAAGACGGAUACAAAGGAUGCCGAGACGGACGCAAAGGAAGUGAAGGUAGAGGUAGAGCCAGAGGCAAAGCCAGAGGCAGAGGCCAAGGUAGAGGUCAAGGCUGAAAAGGCGGAGGCAAAGGCCGCAGCAAAGCCUACUGCCAGCAAAGACACCAAGUCCAAAAACACAAAAGCAAAGGUCACCACAUCAAAGGACAUCAAAUCAAAGGACACAAAGUCAAAAGAUACCAAGACAAGCUCCUCAUCCAAGACAUCCACGUCAAAAGCGACGCGCAAACCCACAGGCGGUCUCUUUGGUCUGGGAAAGCCUGCGCCAAAGUCCAAAUCGAAAUCGACGUCUGCUAGCAAGACAACAACAACAACCAAGUCAAAAGACGUAAAGUCAAAGGAUGCAAAGACAUCAAAAGAGACGGCUGGAAAGGCCGUUCCAAAGAUCUCUGACGUACAGAAACCCGUCUCGAUGCCUCCUUCGAUGCAUGACGACGCCAAGAACCCUGAGCUAAGUGCUGGUCCAAUAAGUACAACCCAAGAGGACGCUAGCAAGAACGAGGAAGAAGUCGAGAAGGAGGAAGGUUCUGAAGAAGAGGCCUCCGAGGAAGAAGAAGACGAUGAUGACGAUGACGAAGAUGAAGAGACGUCAGACGAGGAAACUACCACAGAAGCCGCCGCAAAAAGCAAACCAGCGGCGGCGGCGGCAGCACCAGCACCAGCACCAGCAGCACAGAAAAUCGUGUCAGCUGAAGAGGAGAAGAAAGAGGAGGAAGAUGACGAUGAUGAUGACGACGACGAAGACGAUAGCGAAGAGGAAGAGGAGGAAGCAGCAAAGACGCAGAAACAACCUGCUGCCGCCCCAGCAAAACCCGCUGCUGCUAGCGCCAAAGAGUAGACUUGUCUCCCCCGCCUUCUUUUUUUUUUCCUUGUAUUACAUACAUCUCGUUCUUCGUCCUUGGAACUAGUCGUGUCUAGCCCAGGACAAGAAGAAGGGUGAAAAUGUCGUGUGAGAGUAAGAGUAGGAAUGAGUACGCGAUGAGAGUUUCUUGUUGGCACUUUGCGCGCUCGCUCGCUCGUUUGUUCGUUCGUUUGUUCGUUCAUUUGGCGGCGGUUUUUCUUCUUCCUUCCUUUCUUCCUUCCUUCCUUUCUUCCUUCCUUCCUUUCUUCCUUCCUUCCUUCCUUCUUUGCUCUAGGUGUAGACGUACGGGACGGGACGGGACGGGGGUUCUUUUUCUUCUUAUUCUUCUUCUCUUUUUUUUUCUGUAUUACCUUUCUUUAUUCGAUCCCUUUUUUCUUUUCACCCCCGCAAUAUAAACAUGC
Molecule: messenger RNA, 2084 nt
Organism: Exserohilum turcica Et28A
Lineage: Eukaryota; Fungi; Ascomycota; Dothideomycetes; Pleosporales; Pleosporaceae
Exons: 2
Coding region: 1-1659 (552 amino acids)
Cellular component (GO): cytoplasm
Source: RefSeq, a predicted model, not a curated record